Messenger RNA from Teleopsis dalmanni, 1017 nucleotides. RefSeq lists its product as uncharacterized. Lineage: Eukaryota; Metazoa; Arthropoda; Insecta; Diptera; Diopsidae. The transcript is spliced from 5 exons. The record is from RefSeq and is a predicted model, not a curated record. Bases 1 to 1017 code for a protein of 338 amino acids.
AUGGUGGCCACAACACCAAUACCAAUACCAUCUGCGGUAGUGGGAAUACCAGAACAGUUAGUAGUAGUUGUCGCCUUUGUAGUCUGUAUGGAAAUUGCAAAAUUAGUUAACCUGGGAGUAGGAAUACUGGAGUGUCAGAAUAUGGAAUAUGGAGUGUGUGCAAUGAUGCUUAAAGGUGAAGUUGAAGUUGAAAGACAGGAAAUUUCCUCAACUUCCACUACGCCAUCCAGCGUUGGCAUGGCUGCACUUGGUAAUGGUGCAGCGAUUUUCUGUUUGUUAGCAGUUGCCUGUGCGGAUAAAUUAGGUUAUAAUUACCAGCCUGUAGCGCAUUCAGAACAAGGUCUCUCGUUCGUUCCAGGUGCCAGUGGACAUGAAUUACCACAACAAUCACUAGUUCAACAAGCUCCCAUACAACAGGCGUCCAUACAACACGCCGCACCCAUACAACAGACAUCAUCUCAAGUGUCCCAGCCUGCACCAUUAAUUGAAGAAUAUGAAAAAGAAUUUUAUAGUUAUUCUGCUCCGGAAGAAGAAUUUGAUGAUGGUGCAUCUAAUCAAAGAAGUAGUAAUUCUUUGAAAAGAAACUUACGUGUUUUAUUCAUAAGAACACCAGAAAAUCAAGGACUUGCAAAUGCUGCCCUAUCCUUAGCCAGACAAGCUACUGAUGAAAGAACUGCAAUUUAUGUCCUUACAAAACAAGCUGACGUUGGUAAUUUAGCUAAACAACUUGAGAAUCAAAAGUCACAAUCAAGAAGUAUACCUGAAGUACACUUCGUUAAAUACCGCACACCACAAGAUGCCGCUCACGCUCAGCAGGCCAUACAGUCGCAGUACAACUCUCUGCCUGGUGCUUCACACAGCGACCAAGGAACCGCUAAUGUUUUGAAUUUUGCUUCGAAAGCCACUGGCCCAGCUACUAACACUGCCCCAGCUAGUCCUCAUGCGCAAUAUCUACCAGCAAACCCGGUGCCAAGUCAACAGUACUUACCAUCUAGUUUGCGAAGAUUGCGUUUAUAA